Messenger RNA from Symbiodinium natans, 5043 nucleotides. The record is from the annotation of a GenBank genome assembly. Lineage: Eukaryota; Dinophyceae; Suessiales; Symbiodiniaceae.
AUGCUUCCGAAGGUGGCAUUGUCUUUAUCUGAUUGGGGCGGGACAUUGGACCUGACGGUGGUGCCGCACCUGCAAGAGAUGGGGAUAUCGCCUCUGGAGGACCAAAUCGUGGCAAAUGGCGAGCUAGUUCGCGAUGGACUCGCCUCGGUCGAGGGGUUGGGAACGGUGGACAUCUUGUUCGGCACGUACUACACGGUCUCUUUGCUUUGCACUAGCCAUGCAGCCAGCUUCAGGGGAUUGACGCAUGUUACCUUUCUCUUUGAGAGAACGAACGCGAGUCGGACUGCGAAAGAGCGAAGCCUCGGAGGUGGUGCCAGCGGCCUGGUUUGGCUCUACACAAGCACGGUGAUGCCAGUGACGCUGAUGAAUCUUCAGAUGAAUUCCCUGACCCACCAGCUGUAUGGUGCAGGUGCAGACUUGACCGACCAGUACGCGUACUAUCAUUUGUGUACAGCUGCCAACUUGACACAGACGGUUGGAGGAGUCACGACCAUUCAGAUCUUUGUUAGCUGCAAUUUGGCAGAGCUGGGAGGCUUGCCUUCAGAGGUGAACUACAUGUACUUGCAAUCUGCGGCCAUCGAUCACCAGUACAACUACGCCUGGUUUACUUUCAAGGAGGAGCCCACGGGCGCUCCAAGGAUCUUGGAGUACCAGCAUGACAGCCACGACUACGUACUGUGGCCACAGGAUAGUCUACCCGACAAUGCCGUAUUUUCUUCCCUCAUCCAGACCGCUCCGAGGAUCAUCUUCGCAUUGUACCCUCCAGCUCUGCAGUAUGCCAGGUUCAAUGCUGCUGGCACCAAGCUUUUCGUGUCCUUCGACACCGCUACACUGCGUGGUGCUGUCCCGGUUGACACGAAUGGCGACGACAUUCCGGACUUCUUUAACGAGGCUGACAAGGCAACGCGUGGACCGUGUGAUGACUUCAUCGACCGCUUCACAAUGAUCUUGAUCCCGGGGAGCACGUGUCAGUGGACGACUGAUGCCGACUUCUAUAUCGAAAUUCAGCCUGCGUCAACCAUUGCUCCAGGAGACCUUGCGCGCAUCAAGCCCGGAACAGUGUACAGGGGGCAGCAGCUCCCUUCUGGAGUGUACCAGUUCUCACAGCCAUCAUCAGAUUUUGCAGUUGUGGAAGCUCCGUUGGAAAUCCCAACUCCCAGGGCGGAGGUUGGCGGCCUGGCGUACAUCGACGUGUGCACUGAGCUAGUGCUCGAUGGCACCCAGUCAUCUGGCCACGGCUUUCGGGGUGCCUUCACAUGGGCACUUAGCUCCACAACGCCGCAAAAGCCAGAGCCUCACAUCCGCCAGCUGCAAAAUGUGUUGGAGUCAGCGAUGGCUGCCGAAGCUCCUGUGGCAGCACAAGUCAUUCGCAUCCCGGCGUAUCUCAUGCAAGGAGACACCCUGUACAACUUCUCAUUAACCGUGCAAUCCUUUUGGAACCCAGCUCUCUCAGACACAAUAUAUUACAGUGUGACGGUGUCGCCGCUGCCUGUUCCACCGAUGGCCGGUGAUAUAUGGCUCGUUUUCACGGCAGCUGAAGGUGCCCAAGUGGAGUGGGUGGAAAAGGGAUUUGCUAUCCUUCGGCUGAACGACGUCUUCUGGUUCGAAGGUGGAGAGUUCGCUGAGUCUGGUGUCGGAGAUCUUCCUGGAAGGGCACGCCACUUACAGUACAUUAGAAGCAAGGCAGCAUACUGGGCUGCACCUCGCCCGGCCCCUGGAUUGCCAGCCUUUUUGACUCGAGGAAAGUGCCUACGCGUCGUUUGCAUGUGCCACUUCAAGGUCAAGCCCUUUGCACUGGAGCCGCUUGAGACCUACAUCUUCACCAUAUCGGGCGAGGUCAAUGUCAGCAAUGGUACGGCCGAUCUGACGCUUCAGAACGUUGUGAGUGCAGAAGUUGAAGUGGUACUUGGCGACCUCCUGAUCAACUACUAUGGCGGGACUGGCUUUUCAUCUCGGAGGGAUCGUGCGAUUGUUGUGGAUUUCACGGAGUCACUGGAUUACUCCGACCCUGCAGCUGGCUUACUUACCUUGCCACACUGCGCAGGUGAUUGCGCACGGGUAGGAACCUACACCUACAGCUGCCAGAAGGAAGGCACACAAAAUCCCUGCUUCGCGUCGCAGGGUUCUUCAACUCAGCUGUUCGCCGACGCGUGCGUGGAUGUGGAAGACCCACUUUCACCGGGCCAAUCGAUGAAGUUCACAUACCGGGAUAAGGACUACAACCAAGCUGAUGGCAUCAGCCUUCCGCCGUAUUCAAACGUCGUGCAGCAUUGCAAGAGCGCCCCCACGACCUUUAUAUUCCAGCCAAACCUUUUUGCAACGGGCAAUUAUGUCUUCGUCGUCAACGCAUCAAAGGUUGUGAUGGGCGCUGAAAGGGUCGAUUCGGGCAGUCUUUACAUCACUGUGCAGGCAGAUACGGAAGUUGACCCCGAAAGGACUCCGUUGGUUGCGGUGUUCCUUGAAAGUCCCCAGCCGAUAUUUGCGGGCUCCACGCUGCGGUUGCGUGGGGAGAUCACCAACCCUCAGAACGACACGACUUAUUCCUUCCAAUGGACGGCAUACCGAUAUGGCCUCAAUCCUGACUACGACGCGGAAGCUGGAUCUUUUGAUCCUCUCUAUGCCAUUCCACAAUAUUCCUGGGUCGAGCUGUCACCGGUCGACUUCAAUGCUAGCGAUCUAAGCCAGGUGCGCACACCACCGGAUUCGCGCUUCCUAGUCGUGUCGCCCAACGUGCUUAUCGCCGGGCUGCGCUACAGGAUGCGGAUCUCGGUGCUGGAUGCAUACAUGUUCUCCCAAGGAAUUGAGGACUAUUUGGGCUUUGCGGAGUACACCUUCGUUUGCGCAGGUCUGCCACCAUCAGGAGGUGAACUGAUAGUCUCGAAUAUUUCUGGCACAGCUCUGCAGACCGAGUUUGUCUUCACCAUGGACGGGUUCGGAAGUGAGGAUUUACCUUUGACAUACCGCUUCAGCUACAUCCAAAACUACGAGAUGCCUUUUGCUGAAGCUGUGGAGCUCAACAUCGCGUUCACUGAGCAGAACUUCAUCAAGACCAGGCUGCCCGAGGGCCUGGUCGGAAGUCAAAACCUGCUGAGAGUUAUUGGAACGGUUAGAAGUUCGCGGGGAGCAACAGCGCAAGCUAUGGUCGACGUCUCCGUGAGUCCACCUGGGCAGCAGGCCAUCACGGACAUCGUGGAGCAGGUACCACUGGUCGAUCCGGAGACCGCUGUUUUCUUCACCACGCUGCUGGCCGACACUGAGGCGGCGUCUGAUGCGGACGUCAGCAAUGCUUUGCAGGUUACUUAUGACAAGAUGUUCGGCAGUGCACGAGCAAUUGCUGCCACUCCAGAGAUGGUCUCCACGGUUUCCGACAUGCUCACCUCCGUGAUCGACAAGGGCAUCACCACGGACCAAGUUGUCGACUUCGUGGGGACCAUGGUGAACAUGUCAGUCGACCUCGGCUACAUCGCAGCAGAUGCUUCUCUCGGAUCCACGGACCUUGUAGAUGUUGCUCUGGGCCUGCUGUACGCUCUGGAUGCCAUCAUCCCUGGUGUUGUCCCAUCCUAUGAAGAGGCGGCCGCGAGGCGCUUGAAAGGCGGCCGUGGCAUGGGUGGCAAGGUUCCGGGGCAAUGGACGCCUCGACGACUGCAGACCGAGACCAGAGAUUUCGAGACGAUGUAUCAACACUUCCUUGUGGCAACUGCAAUGAUGAAGCAGCUGACGGAUGUAGUCCAUCUGCAACUUUAUCCCGGUGAGGUGCCUGUCAGCUUUGCCCUGCCUGGCCAAGACAUUUUCAUGGGAAAAGACUUCAGUGAUGCGGAUGAAGUGGCGCAGAAUUAUGCUCGAGUCACGACGCUGUUCGACCUUCCAAGCCUAGAGCGCUCUGGGCUUCCGAGCACUUUCAACUACAGGUAUGUGCAGUUCAAGAAGUUCCCUUACGACUUCCUCGUCAUGCCUGGAAACCGAAGUUUGGAAGCGCCUGCUCCGGCGAACGAGAGCCGUCCUGAAGUGCAAAGCCUGGUGCCACCACAGACUUUCAACGCGAGCCAGAGGCCUUGGCACGCCAUGUCUCUCAUCAUUACAGACGAGGCUGGAGAAAGCAACCUCCUCGAAAGGUCCAUCGAGAACGCUUCAUUCUCAAUGUUGCCGAAGAUUGCCGCGUACGAUGGCACCAGCCUGGCCAACGUCGAGAACCCGUCCACGUGCUACUGGGUGGACCUGGGCAGCGGCAACUUCAGCGAAGCUCUGUUCGAUGCCCGUGGCUCCUUGUUCAGCGAGGAUUCUUGCAUCACCAUGCACAUGGAGAACUUUGUUGUUCUCGCUGAUGACCUUGCUGCAGAGCUUGACGUUGUCCAGCAGGAGUCUCCAGGAGAAUUGCUGAGUCAGUACGAGGAUGAUUACACGACCACGGCCAACGUCGUCACCGCGACACUCGUGCUGGUGGCUUGCGCCGGGUUCGUCAUGGUCUCCGUGUAUGUGGACGAACACGAUGCAGCGAACAAAGUCACUCCGCUGGAUAGCCUCAGAACGCAGGUCAUUGAUCGUGAGGAUCCGAAAGAGAAAGUCUUGGGGACCAUCUUCCAAUCGAUGAGGCGGAAUCACCUGGUGAUUGGUUGGAACUAUUUUCAUCUGAAACUUACACGUGUGCGAAGGGCGGGGAUCUUCGUUGUGGCAAUUUUCGCCACAGAGGCGCUGGCUGUGCUCCAGCACUCCCUUCUGGCUUUCAAGGUCGACUCAGCUUGGGGAGCCAGCGGGCUCGUCGCUGCUGUUCUGGUGUUUCCAUUGGUCCAGUUCCUGGAGUUCUGCUUUGAAUGGCUUCCACAGUCGAGGGUGCUUUCCAGACCGCCCCCACGAUCAGCACCGGCCAAGCCUAUACCGCUCAAAGAGCAGGCGCAACCGAAAGUUUGCAAGUAUCCCAAGAGGCCUGCAGUGGGUAAAGUUCGUCCACCACAGCCGAAAGCACUACCACGGGUCGAGCAGAGCUUGCAACUCCCGGCCGGGGCCCUGGAGCAGACACGCAGACACGAGGAGACACCAGGUCACUAG